Molecule: messenger RNA, 8511 nt
Organism: Cyprinus carpio (common carp)
Lineage: Eukaryota; Metazoa; Chordata; Actinopteri; Cypriniformes; Cyprinidae
Product: methyl-CpG-binding protein 2
Biological process (GO): negative regulation of transcription by RNA polymerase II
Cellular component (GO): nucleus; heterochromatin
Molecular function (GO): chromatin binding; double-stranded methylated DNA binding; methyl-CpG binding
Source: RefSeq, a predicted model, not a curated record
UAUUACCAUUCAUAUUUGUACUUUUUUAUCAUUUAAAGAAGAAACCAAUCCGAUGUAUAGUUGACGUUUGAGGCUUAAUACUCUAUAAAAGCACUAGAAGUUUUUCAGUUAGAGUGUUUUCAGCUUGUUUAUUUUCAUAUAAAAAUACGGCAUGCAGUUGCAUCAAACAAUGGUAUACAAAUUAUUCAAUGUAAAUUGUGAUAAUUGUCAUUAAUAAUCGCAAUUACAAUUUCAAGGGAAUAAUCGACAAUUAUGAUUUUUAGCCAUAAUCGUGCAGCCCUUGUAUAACUACUCAUCCCAUGAACGUUGUGAUGCAAUUGUUUUAAAAAAUGUGGAAACUAAAACUGGUUGAUUUUAAGCAAAACACCAUUCAAUUCUAAAUUAUGUUCAUUGCAGAAUAUUUGUAUGGAUUUAAGUAGUUUGAGACUUGAUGAUGUUAUUUACAAUGCUUUUUGAGAAUGAGCGGUCUGUGAUUUCAAUUUCUAUUUGAAUGUUUUGGUUUGCAUCUCAUUUUAGGAUUAUGGAUCGCAUAGUUUUUCACUGGGAAGAAACCAUUUUAAAUUAAAUAGUUUAUAUUAAGCAACUUUUAAAAAGGAAUUUUUCGCUGACUUCUACAGAAGCAUAUAUAAUAUGAUCGCUUAACAGUUGCUUUGAGCUCUUGAAAGGUUUAUAUGUUAUUAAAAAUCAAGUCCACUUUGAAAAUGUGAUUUCUGCUUCUGGAACCCAACUGUUGCUCGCUACUAAAGUUUUAAAACCUGUGAAAUUGCAUUGUGGGAAAUGCUACUCCACAUUGUUAGCUUACGGUUUAUAGUGCAUAUUAAGUAUUCUAGCUAUAUUUCACGUGCAUACUAAGUGCAGCAUGUAUAGUCAUAAAUUGGCUAAAUAGAAUUCAAAUAUGUACCUUUAUUUGUAAUAUAGCAUGAUAAUGUGCUAAUAUUGAAUACCGUCUAAUGAAUGUUUGUUUUUAAUUUGUGUGGUGACUCUUGUUGAUGUACUGAAACAUGUCAGCAACUAUUUUUGAAGACUGUUAGUCAUUGUUAAAGUGAGUGUAACGUAAAAGAACAAAGUAACUAUUUGUUUCAGCUUUAUGUACCUGGUAAACUUCGUUGAUGUGUUCAUCGCUUGAGUUUGCCUUCUGAAUUUCAACACUGUACUUGUCAUCAAAAGUGACAGCAUUUGAGUUUAAAACAUGUGGGAUCUGUUACAGUCUCCACCCUGGUAGAGUAACUGUAAAUGCUAAGAAAAUCGAAAAAAUGUGUAAUUUAAUUCAGUCUGGCUGCGAAAGUUUUGUAAACAAAGUAGGCAAGUAGUAUUGUAAGGGACGACUGGAGAAAAGUUCAAAAUAAGUAGACCGCAAAUCUCUCAGUUUUUCUUUGCUGUAGAUAUGGAAAUGAAGUUCACAAUAUAUUUGUUUGAUUGUGAUCUGAUGUUUUUAUGGACGAAAUAUUGUGACCACCAUGUGGUUACGAUGACAAAAGCAUAUGUUUUUAGAGUAAUCUGCCAAUUAAGUUUAUGGCAAAUUAAGUUGAUCAUUGUGUAAAAAUGACAAAAAGUUUGUUGUCGCCUUGAGGGACAAGCCACAGACAAGCGGGAAAUUCCUCCGUCCUCUGAAGACACAAUGAUUCAACCUCUACGUCAAGGUUUUGCUUGACACAGGCUUCUUGACACGCUACCAAGGUGGUUUCCAUGUGUCUGUAAGCAGAGUAGAAAUUGAACGUGUUUCUCCUGAAGUUACGAAACAGACACAUCCUAGAAUCAGGUUUCACAUGACACCUAAAGAUGUUAAGAGGUGAGGACAAGAAUGAAGACCAGGAGGGCUCAAAAGACAAGACGCAGAAGCAGAAGAAAAACAAAAGGGAACGGCAAGAUGUGGAAAAACUCGAGGCCACAGUGUCUGUUCCUCCACCCCCGCCCCUCCUUACGCAGGGGGAUGUUGGACAACAGACGGAGGCAGGGAAGUCUGAACCCGUUGACCCUGAAGUUGGAGCUGCUCUCAGCACUCCAGAAUCUUCUGCAUCGGCCAAGCAGCGGCGUUCCAUCAUUCGGGACAGAGGCCCACUGUAUGACGACCCUUCACUGCCUCAAGGUUGGACGCGCAAGCUGAAACAGCGCAAGUCGGGGCGAUCCGCUGGAAAAUUUGAUGUCUACCUGAUCAACCCAGAAGGGAAAGCCUUCCGUUCCAAAGUGGAGCUCAUGGCGUACUUCCAAAAGGUGGGCGAUACCACCACGGAUCCUAAUGACUUUGACUUCACAGUCACGGGCCGCGGGAGCCCCUCUCGCAGAGAAAAGAGACCGCCAAAGAAGCCUAAAGUGGUUAAACCCUCCGGUCGCGGGAGGGGUCGGCCAAAAGGCAGUGGCAAGGUACGGCAGGCCACAGAAGGGGUGGCUGUAAAGCGUGUCAUAGAAAAGAGUCCAGGAAAACUCCUUGUAAAGAUGCCCUUUGUGGCCCCCAAAACUGAACCAGGGGCUCCAGUGGGGCAAGCGCCAGUUGCCAAAGUGCGCCGAGGGCGCAAGCGGAAAUCGGAACAGGAACCGCCAAGCACGCCCAAAAAACGUGGCCGCAAGCCAGCAGCUGCUUCGCAAUCGGCGGUGGGGGCGGGCUCAGUCGCCGCAUACGCCGCCGCAGCCAUCCUCACCGCCGAGGCCAAGAAAAAAGCUCAGAAGGAGUCUUCCGUAAAGCCUGUUCAGGAGAGGGCGCUUCCCAUCAAGAAACGCAAAACUCGAGAGACUUUAGAGGAGUUGGAAGGAUCCACCGCUUCCACGACGGAGACGUUCGCACCAGGGAUAGCAAAACGACUGACUGCAUCAACUGUGACCCCUACAGGGGAGGAGGUAGAAACGGGACAGAAGUCUCACAAGCAUCCUGGUCGGAAGCACAAAGAGGCGUCCACGGAUCCGGGGAAUGGCAGCAGUGGCAGCGGGAUGGCAACCAGCGGCAACGGAUCGAAGAGUCACAAGAAGAGAGAUCAUCGAGGGCAGCACUUUAAACACCACCACCAUCAUCACCACCACCAACACCACCAUCUGCAGGCCAUGCCGCCCUCCACCUACACUCCGCAGGCCCACCAGCUCUCCCUGGGUCACUCCACGCAAGGGGGGCCGCCUGCGACCACAGAAAACGAACCCCAGGACUUGAGCACCUCCAGGCCCAGAGCAGAGCAUGUUGCCUGCAGGGAGGAAGUGAGAACUGAUAGCUCCUCGAGCAGGGACGCUCAGAACGCAAGCAAGAUGGCCUCCUCUGACCUGAGAGGGCAGCAGACAACUGUGACAGGGGAUGGCAAGGAGCUGAGAGACAUUGUUCCUCCCUCCGCUGUUCCGAGGCCGAGCCGAGAGGAAACGGUCGAGUCCCGGACACCAGUGAGCGAGCCAGUGAGCUGACUGACUAAGUGACUGAUUGGCAGCGGCUUUGCGUGUGAAGAGUCGGAGGCGGAGGCGGUCAUGGCGAGACGAGUGAUUUUUCGUUCUUUUUUACUGAGGAAAAAAGAAAAAGUAUACAAAAAUGUAAACGUACUUAAACAAAAGGCAGCUGUUGUGUCUCGUUCUCUCUGUGGGUUGGACGCGGGGCGAUAAUUCUCUUGCUUCCGGAUGAAUUCUCCGCUAAACUUUUUUUCUUUAUGGUUUCCUUUUAUUUCCCACUAUAUCUUUGUAUUAGUAUAUCUUAGCACUCACCUAAACCAGUUAUUCCUUUGUCGGAGCUUGUAGGGAGUAGAAACACACUCAAGUGGUAAUGGAUGCACAAGUCACACGCCAUAGUUGUCGUAAAGCGAAACUUUCCGAUCAAAAAUGCUCUCCAAAGUACUAAAAUGCCUCAUAGUCAUGUCAUCUCAACCCUAGCAAAAAGGUGUCCUAUCAGUGUGUUCUUCCUUUUGUGUCUAAAACGAAUGGGCAAGUCUGACGGCAAGCUGGGCCACAUUUCCACCUUUUCCAUUUGAGUCAGACGCAGCUGUUGCAGUAUUCUCACCUUUGAAAUAAGACGCCAGCUUAACUCCGACAGAAAAGAACUUCCUAGUUGUGGGUUCGUGCCAAGCUAACCGGUGAAGAUCAAUUGAAUUUGGAAGUAGUGUUUCCUUUGAGUUGUUGGUAUUUUAAGCGCACGCAUCUAUUAAUUAUCAGUAGUUCAGUUACCUAAUCACCAGUUUCGGCGGUGCCUGAGAAAAUGCGACUAGAGCGGAAAGCUCUAUUUUUCAUUUUCUCCGGUGGGGAAGAUAAAGCACAAAUGUAUUUGUUAGGGAGUAUUGAAAGCACAGUCCAGUGUAGCAUCUGUAGUAGAUGUCAGCUCAUGUAAAAGAAUAUGAGAAAAGGAGUUUGUUAUGUUUACCUGCUUUUUUCCCAUGAAGUACAAAGAGUGGCCUUGUGUUCUUGCGACACAAAUUCCUAAAAAAAAAAAAAAAGCAUACCGUUUAAAAUGAUGUAGCUUUUGUUUUUGUGUGUAUGUGGUUAUAGACUAAUGCCAUAGAGCUGCUGUUCUAAAAAUGAUUCAGAUGGGAAAGUUAAUAGAUGGCUUUAUUUAUAUGUCUUGUCAGGCUUUAGCUGUGUCAAAUGCAUGGGUUGCUGAUCUUUGCGUGCUAUUUAUUACCGUACUCCGACAUUGUCUUUCUUGUACAUAAAGCCAGGUUCAGCACUAAAGAUGAGGGUCAAACGUUUUAGAUACGUAAAUAUUAUUAAACAUUACUAGGCAACAAAUGAAAGAAAAACUUGCAUUCAUUGUACAAGACCAUGCAAUCACAAAUAGUUCUAUUAGUUUUCUAACGCCUACUUUUUCUAAAUGACAGCGAACAUUUGCAAUCAGAAAGAAGGACACCAAAUCAUGAAGUUGUUAGAGAUUGGACAUACUAAAGAUGUCUAAUUUGAUUGUACCUUUGAGAUGAAAUGUAAUUCUGAACCAAAACUGAGGAAGUUCUUCUUUGUUGAUUAUGUAAAAUUGAUUAGGAUUUUACAGAAACUUUACAGCACUUUUUCUGUUUCAUUUUUGUUUCUUCUUCUAGAUGAAUUGCACAUUACUUUUAAAGCACCUUCACAGAAUCAAAUAUUGGAAUUGUGAGAAGCCUACCCAUUUAUUUGCAUUAUAUAUUUUUCUUGUUAGCUUUGCACAGACUUCUGUUUUAUGUCCGGAGGUUGUAACUUUCUUCAGAUGUGUGUUAGAAUAGAAUGCAUGUUCAGUGUCGUUAUAAAGAGCCAUUCUUUUGUUUAGAUUGGCUUUUUCUGUAAAAAUACCCCAUAUUUACCAAAUGAUCAUGCAUAAAGGCUACAUUUCACUAAUAAUAGUGUUGGAUCAGGUCCGAGUCAAGUCAAAGUCCUUUGAGUCAAUUGAAUUUGAGUGGGAAACUGUUUUUAAUGUCUUGUCAUCUUAAUUUUAUGUGGUUAUUUCAUGUUACACAUGACGUGGAUUCGACUGUACUCAGUAAAAAAAAACCUGAAAUGUCAUAAUCCAUGUCAAGUUCCACCCGAAUGCAUCCAAGUCUGAGUUCAUUCAUAAUUGCAGUCCGAGUCCAAGUACCACAUCUCUAUUCGUGGCCAGUAAUGAGAUGACAAAGGCAGUUAGUAAAUGUCCUGAUGUUUUACUGUCACAUGCAACUCUGUGUGCGUGUCUAAUCGAAUAGAAAUAAAUCAAAAUAAAAAAUAUAUAUGCAUUAGACAUAUAUAUAGACAUAACAUUAAAUCCAAACCAUAAAAUUUCAGUUAUGUAUAAAACCAAUUGUUACAGACAUCUGAGUCUGAUGUCAUCACAGAUUUUAAUUCUGUAUUCUAGAUAUUGCAAUUGCUGUUUUGAGUGAGAGUUGCUGCUCUUUUUUUUUCCCUCAAAGUAUUGUGUUCAGUUUUGUUUGUGUAUGAAAUCUUAUACAUUCACGGUUAUUGAUGGAUGUGCAUUGUCACUGACAUAACUGCUGAAAAAAAUCUGUACGACUAAAAGCUUAAUCAGUCAUAACACUCAGCACUUGUUAAAUCUUUUCGUCUGGUAGUUCAUCUAGAGUAGGGUGUUGUUUUUGAUACUUGCUGUCAUUUAGGGGUUCAGAUUGGAGAGAGAACUUACCAGUCCUUUUAUCCCCCCAAGUGUGUUUUAGAGUAGACUCGUUAUCUGGAAUCUUAAAUAUAUAUUUUUAUUUUUUGUCGCUGAAUGAGUAGAUUACGAUCGACAAUCAAGAGGAACAUUGCAUAUUUAUUUUCCCCCUCGAGUCUUAUUAAGAUUGAAAGCGUCUCCAUUCUCUUCCUCCAGCCUCCUGCUCCCUCGACCCUCACGGGGAAGAGGCACAGAAUAAAAAGAGCGUUUCCGCUCCGAACAAGGGCUAUGUAAUCAUUUCAAGUAGUCAAAAGCAAAUGAAGGAAAUGGAUGUUUAAGUCAGAGGAACACAGGGUCUGGUCCUCGCUGCAAAGGCAAACUCAGUUAAUUGCUUGAAACUGGAGACUUUAAGUGUUAAAGUCAGAACUCCACCGGCUCUCACCCUCUGUCCUCGGCAGAGUCUGAGCCUUCACUUAACCGGCGGCUGACGUUGUGACCUGUCUGCGGUGAACGCCUCCCUGGUCGGACUAAACUCGGGCGGGAGAUCGGAGGAAGACGAAUGGAUUCCUCGGCAAGCACAUUUCUCGGUUACAGGUUCUGAACAGUAGCGAAGGAACGAAACCUCCAGACAUGAAUUGAAGUUACGACUCACAAGCUGCAUCAGUCUGGCUGAAACAGAAAGGGUAGUGCCUUUAUUUUGGGAGACUUACUAAGGUGGUAGAAGUGACCUUUGAUUCUAAAGAAACACCUUUAUCCCAAUGAAGCAACGUGGAAGGUGAUUUUACUCAAAUGCUUGGAUUUUAUUUGGUCAUUUUUCAUAGGUAGAACGUGCACUGGUGUGUGUGUUGUAACUAGGGUUUCACUGUUGUUCAUUUUUCUUUUUUUUUUCCCAUCGGCUGGCCACUUGUGUCCACCUAGAAAUGAUGUAUUGUUAAGAACUUCUUGCCUUUUGUAGCGCUCAAAGCCCACUGACAAAAAUGGAGCCCUACAAAUGGGUAAAGACAGAAUAAGAAGAUUACUUUUAUUAUUUAUAUACGUAUGUUGGUUUGUUUUAUUUCCUUCUUUGUUUGGGUUAUUUGUGCCUCUGGCAGUGAAAUAUGCUUUGGAAUGUCCUUGUGUCCCUGUAGCCAAAAAUACAUGCUAUGUACGUGAACAUGUAUCAGUAUGCAUGAUUGCCAUUAGAAGAUAGGACAUUGCUUGUCCUUUACUAUUAUAUAUAAAGAUGAGCUGAGCCCAACCACACCAACCGAAUCCGAAGGGUUUCAUGAGGUAUAAAAUACUGAAUGUGUUCUGUUUAAUGAAGGUUGUGCACUUCGCUCUGUUUAAUAUGAACAGAUUUGUUUCAUUAACUGAUGGUAGCUGAGUUCGGGCUUCAAAAGCCACUCCUUGUAGUGGCUAAAAUAAUUUGUAGAUUUCUGUCUUAGAUUUAUUUUUAUUAGUAGUAAUUUUCUUUUUUUUCCAAUUCUAAAUCCAACUUUGGAAAUAGACCGUUUUAUCUUCAUAGCAAUAGUACGAUAGUAUACCCAGCAGAUCGGAUAUGAGUUUUCUCCUUUAGUACGUCUCUGAUUUGUGUAACGGUAGGACUGAAGUAAACGAAAUUUACCCUUACGACUAAAAUGCAGCACUUUGAAUCGUGCAAGGAGGACAAUUUCAAGUCAAAUGAAACAGAAGUUAAACUAUAAGAAAUAGAUUCCAGUUCCACCGUGGUAGAAAGUUCAUGGUCUAUUUAACAUAGUCUUGUGCCUUGAAGUUUCAGUAAUAGAAUUUAUCUUUAUACUGUAGUAUACUGUUUUUAUUCCGAGUCCUGUGUUUGCCUCUUGUUGGUAUUCAGUGCUUUGGAUGUAUUAAGGAUUUAUAGAGAUCAAGAAUAUGUUUGCCUUGCUUUAUUUUCUUAAUUGAGAAAAAAGAAAAAAAAAAGCAUAAUAUUAGGGAGAUGUACUUGGGCAAUAUUGACGAUGUAAAAAGCUAUAGGAUUUUCGUGUUUUUUUUUUUUCAUCCCUGAUAUGUUGAAUGUUUCACAGAUUAUUAAGUAACGUGUGUUUGUUGGGAAAUAUUCUCCAUUUUAACAUGACCAUUAAAAAAAAAAAAAAAAACUUGGCCUCAAACAUAAUCUUCCAAUCAUAUUACAUUUUACGACAAAACUUCAUUCUUGACCGGAAGGACAACGAGUCUAAGAUCUGCACUUUAUAAAGUAUGUUUCCCGGCAGGACACCCAUUAACUUUUUGUAUGUAUUUUUUACCUUUGUCCAAAGCUGUUUUGUUUUCAUAUUAUUUUUUAAUUUAGUUUUAAAUAAAAGGGAUGGGUAGUAUGUAUCUAAAAGAAAAAAAAAUGUUAUUUUAACCAAACAAUCCUAAAGACUAUGUGUCAGUGGUUAUUCACCAUCUGCCCAGCUAAGUCCUUGCCUUCCUGAAAGUGAAAAGUAUAGUUUGUGUCUACUUUUAUAGUACUGUGUUACUGUAUCAUUUGUUUGCUGUAUGUAACAGAUACACAAUAGUAAACAACAUUUACCUGC